AUGGCUUUCACAAUAGCAGACGGCAUCCAGUACUGCGAAACGGGCAUCAACGCAGGGCUCAAGAUUGACGCGUUCGCCCCUCGUCUCAGUUUCUUCUGGGGCAUCUCAAUGAACUUCUAUAUGGAAAUAGCCAAAAUGCGAGCGGCUCGUCGCCUGUGGGCCAACCUACUCAAGGAACGUUUCAAUCCAAAAAAUAAGAAGUCACUCAUGCUACGUACUCACUCCCAAACCAGUGGAUGGUCCCUAACCGAACAGGUAUCAGAGGUUGCUGAUCCUUGGGGUGGAUCAUAUAUGAUGGAAUCAUUAACGGAUGAGAUCUAUAACAAAGCGAGAAAGGUUAUCGAUGAAAUAAUAGAGCUUGGUGGAAUGGCUAAGGCUGUAGCAUCA
Messenger RNA from Haemonchus placei, 387 nucleotides. The record is from the annotation of a GenBank genome assembly. Lineage: Eukaryota; Metazoa; Nematoda; Chromadorea; Rhabditida; Trichostrongylidae.